This is a messenger RNA of Sorghum bicolor (sorghum), 2053 nucleotides long. RefSeq names its product flavonoid 3'-monooxygenase. The transcript has a single exon. Gene Ontology annotation, molecular function: oxidoreductase activity, acting on paired donors, with incorporation or reduction of molecular oxygen; heme binding; iron ion binding. The record is from RefSeq and is a predicted model, not a curated record. The coding region runs from base 63 to 1655 and encodes 530 amino acids. NCBI's taxonomy places the organism in Eukaryota, Viridiplantae, Streptophyta, Magnoliopsida, Poales, Poaceae.
ACCAUGAAGCUGUAAGCAGUUAAGCAUCACACGAUCACCACUGAAGGUUUGUUUCUCCGACAAUGGAGCUGACAUCAACGAUGACCAUGGCAAUGGCUUUGGCGGCCAUCUUGGCCGUCUUCGCCCUCAGCUCCGUCGCCUCAACACGCGGUCGCCGCCGUAAGGCCCUGAAGCUUCCGCCGGGUCCGUGGGGUUGGCCGGUGCUGGGCAACCUGGACGCGCUGGCGGGCGCGCUGCCGCCGCACCGCGCGCUGGCCGCGCUCGCGGCGCGCCACGGCCCGCUCAUGCACCUGCGCCUCGGCUCCUACCACACGGUGGUGGCCUCGUCGGCGGACACCGCGCGUCUCGUCCUCAAGACGCACGACUUCGCCUUCGCCGACCGCCCGGCCACCGCCGCCGGCGCGAUCACCUCCUACGGCUACCUCGGCAUCGUGCACACCCCGUGCGGCGCCUACUGGCGCAUGGCGCGCAAGCUCUGCGCCACCGAGCUCUUCUCCGCGCGCCGCGUCGACUCGUUCCGGCGCGUCCGGACGCAGGAGAUGCGCGCGCUCGUGCGCGGCCUGUUCGAGUGCCGCGGCGCCGUCGCUGUCAGGGAGCAUGUCGCCGGCGCCACGAUGCGGAACAUCCUCCGCAUGGCGGUGGGCGAGAAGUGGUCGGGCUGCUACGGCAGCCCCGAGGGCGAGGAGUUCCGGCGCACGCUGGACGAGGCGUUCGCGGCGACCGGCGCGAUGAGCAACAUUGGCGAGUGGGUGCCGUUGCUGGGCCGGCUCGACGUGCUGGGUUUCAAGCGGAAGAUGAAGCGCCUGCGCGACCUUCACGACCAUUUCUACGAGAAGAUCCUCGUCGAGCACGAGGAACGGCGGCGGCUAGCUCAAGCCGGCGGCGAGUUUGUGGCGAGUGACCUCGUCGACGUGCUGUUAGAGCGCGCCGACGCCGAGGAGGGCACGCAGACGCAGGAGUCGGCGGAGGCCAGGCUCCCUCGAGACGGCGUGAAGGCCUUCAUCCAGGACAUCAUCGCCGGUGGCACGGAGAGCUCGGCGGUGACGAUCGAGUGGGCCAUGUCGGAGCUUCUCCGCCACCCGGAGGCCAUGGCGGCCGCCACCGCCGAGCUCGACCGCGUGGUGGGCAGCGGGCGCUGGGUCGAGGAGCGCGACCUGCCGGAGCUCCCCUACAUCGACGCCGUCGUGAAGGAGACGCUGCGGCUGCACCCCGUGGGCCCGCUCCUCGUCCCGCACCACGCGCGCGAGGACACGGUGGUGGCCGGCUACGACGUCCCCGCGGGCGCGCGCGUGCUGGUGAACGCGUGGGCCAUCGCGCGCGACCCGGCGUCGUGGCCCGACGCGCCCGAAGCGUUCCGGCCGGAACGGUUCCUGGGCGGCGCCGCCGCCGCCGUGGACGUGCGCGGGGCGCACUUCGAGCUGCUGCCGUUCGGGUCGGGGCGGCGGAUCUGCCCCGCGUACGACCUCGCGAUGAAGCUGGUGGCCGCCGGCGUGGCGAACCUGGUGCACGGGUUCGCGUGGCGGCUGCCGGACGGGGUGGCGCCGGAGGACGUGAGCAUGGAGGAGCACGUCGGGCUGUCCACGCGCCGGAAGGUGCCGCUCGUCGCCGUCGCUGAGCCCAGGCUGCCGACGCACCUGUACGCCGCCACCGACUGAUCGGAAAUACGCUAUGGACGAAGAUUGGCGCACUUUUGACGUCAAAUUCUACUUCACUCGAUGCAUUGCAAUGUUCAAUAAAAGGAUCUGUUACAGCACUCGAAUUCGUGUGGUCGUUCAAUGAAAAGGAUCCAACGAUCCGUAUAUAGGCAUAUAGCCUCCUUCUUACCUCAUCAACCUCAGCCACCUCCUUCCCCGUGACCUCCCUCGUUGUACACAAACGAAAUGGCAGAGCAAGUAGAAAACUUCGUCCAAAACUUUGUAUGAAGGAGUAACAACUUGUCAAAAAAAAAGUUUGUGGAAACUACUUUUUCUAUAUUUCAGGUGUCUAAAUUUUAAGAUGAUUUCAUGCAACACUCUUGUACUAUACAAUUAGUACAAGUAAAUUGUUACUUUUA